GUUUCAAUUUUAUUUUUGCGUGACAUUGCACGCUAAUAUACAUGGGUUUUGGUCUGACAUAUUUCACAGCCCUUGCAUAUAUUUUUCUGCGUGUGUUUGUUGUUGUGCCGUUGUAAAUCUGCAAUGCUUGCACCGUGCACCGGGUUUUGCAAGAGCAAGAGAAUACCCCUAUUGUCUUUUUUCAUCCGAAUAUUAUAAAUGCAUUAUCGGAAAGCGGAUUUUUUUUAAUAAUAUAUGCUUAAGUAUAAAUAUAUAUUUAACAUAUUUGGACACAUUUUUCUUUUAACUUAGUUGUUGUUCUUGUUAUUACCACACCAUUCUGCGGAAUUGAGAUCAAUUUGCUGUAAUUACACAUUGAAAUAUAUCCGGUUUAUAGUAGUCGUGCAGCUGUCUAAAUAACUGUAUCGUUAAGAACGUGAGUAUUUUAAUAUCUGACAGAUGUCGCUUGAAGUCUGUCGCUGUCUAUGUGUUCAGCACAUAAUUUAUAAUUUCUUACAAGAACUUGGCAGUACUUUUGUCAAUAUUUAUUUGUUUACUACCCCCAAAUACAAAAAUAUAGUUUUAAUUUAAAUAUUUCGUCAAAAAUGGAUAUAAAUACUAGCGAAUAUGAAUCACAGCUUCAGAUUGUUGAACAGUCCUUAGCAGUUACUGAAAAUCAGGAAGAACGUCUUGCACUUAAUGGUUUAAAAGCAGAUAUUUUAGAACUUAUUGCAUUAACAAAGCAGACAAAUGCAGAGCAAUCCUCUAAUAACCACGAUGGAUGUAACUUCGAAGAAGAACUAGAGCGUUUUAAGAGUGAAAUGAUACAAUUAGAUAACGUUCAAAGCAAUGUCCAAGAAGUCCCCGAAGAAAAUAUUGAUGAACAGUUAACCAAGCUUAGAGUAAAACUAUACAAUAUGGUUGGUCAGAAAUGUACUGCACCUCAUGAGCACACCUGGGGUGCAAUUAGUUAUCAUAAUGCCAUAGUCUGUGGAAUUGAAGAUACGGCAAAUAUGGAUAGUAAUGGUCAAUUAAAAGCUCGCUUACGAGUCUUGUUUACUAAUCCUACUCAUCGUGAAAUGUUGCCUUGUUCAUUCUACCUGGAAGGAGACUGUCGUUUUGACGAUGCACAGUGUCACUAUUCCCAUGGCGAGCUUAUAGAUGUCGAAAAAUUAGGUGAAUAUACUGAGCCAGAUUUUGCGCGACUUGCUCGCAAUUGCGUUGUUCUUGCAAAAUUGCCAAACCGCCUUUGGUAUAAAGGUCGUGUACUUUGCGCGAAUUUUAUAGAUCAAUCAUGCCGUGUUCGUCUUGAUAAAAAGGAUGAACAACGAGAAAGGGAUUUCCCCUUUGAAGAUUUGCUACCAAUAUUUCAUGAUGAUGACUUAUCAAGCGGAAGCUCGAGCGAAUCUUCUACCAAAUUGGGAGAAUUAGAAGAUUCAGGAGAUAUCGAAAACAUAAGAAGAGUAAAUUUAAUAGAACAAAGAUUGUUUGAAUAUAAACCAACACAACAACUUGGCGAGUGGGAAAAACACACGCGGGGCAUCGCAUCUAAAAUAAUGGCGAAAAUGGGAUAUGUUCACGGUUCUGGAUUAGGUUCAGACGGAAGUGGUAUUGUCAUACCUGUUACAGCACAAAUAUUACCUCAAGGCUGCUCACUUGAUCAUUGUAUGGAGUUACGCGAAGCAGCUAACGGAGAUAAAGACUUUUUCAGUGUAGAGAAAAAAUUGCAACGUCAAAAGAAAAAACUGGAAAAGAUUAAUGCGAAGUCAUAUGAACGUGAAUUACAGCGAACAGAUGUAUUUUCAUUUAUUAAUGAUAAUAUAUUGGGUGGAGGAUCUGAAGUAAGGAAAGCAGUGAAAAGUGUAACACUAAGUAACGAAACCACCAAAUCGUUAAAUGUUGCAAGUGUACGCAUUUCGGACGACAUACGACGAAAAGAGCGAGAAAUUGCAAAGUUACGUCAAUCGAUGGUUCGUAACUCUGUCGGAUCAGACCUAUACAAACGGACUCAACAACAAUUGCAAAUUAAAGCACAGGAACUAAAAGCUUUACAAAAAGAGGAAACUAUUCUUUCUAAGGAACAAGUUUCACGAAAAACUAAAGAUAAACUAUGCGUAUUUUAAGAUGAAACUGUAAAUUCUUUCCUACGUAUAAUAUAAAAAAUUUUAAAACUACAUACACAUAUGUAUGUAUGUAUAUGAAA
Bactrocera dorsalis (oriental fruit fly) is the source of this 2182-nucleotide messenger RNA. Its product is annotated as zinc finger CCCH-type with G patch domain-containing protein. Gene Ontology annotation, molecular function: metal ion binding; DNA-binding transcription factor activity, RNA polymerase II-specific; RNA polymerase II cis-regulatory region sequence-specific DNA binding. NCBI's taxonomy places the organism in Eukaryota, Metazoa, Arthropoda, Insecta, Diptera, Tephritidae. Gene Ontology annotation, cellular component: nucleus. Gene Ontology annotation, biological process: negative regulation of DNA-templated transcription; regulation of transcription by RNA polymerase II. The record is from RefSeq and is a predicted model, not a curated record. The transcript has 5 exons. The coding region runs from base 585 to 2102 and encodes 505 amino acids.